GGUGCAUUUAUUCCCAAUGCUCAGGGCCUUGCUGAUCGUCCCGACAUAGACAUGGCCAGUGCCGAUUCAGUUUUGAUGCCGCCUCCACCGGCACCAUCUUCCAUCGCUGCCUUCCCAACGGAACCGCCUGUAACUUCGUCACAAGGUCUCGAACUCGAAACUGAACCUAAACAGUCAAUUGAUCCCCGGCUUCAUUUCUUUCAAACCCUUGACAUUCUUGACGACGCCGCACUAGCGGCCAGUUUUUUAUGCAAGCCAACAGCUGGGGGGAAUUGUAGUAAUACUGACUUCCAGCACUCAUUACCCUCAGUCGGUAGCCUGAACACCGCAGCCUUCACUUCGUCCUCACAAUCAGCCUUGACGCGGGCUGCUCAGCUGUUCAGUUCUGUCGCAUGUCGCCAACUUGGUCUAUCUCCGGUUGAUCCAGUUCAGACUGCCUUCGCAUCUGGCUGCCGUGUGUUGCCUCGGUUGCACUCGCUACAACGCGCCAUUGCCUGUCUAAGCAAGUAUAGCUCUUCAGAUGCGGAUAUGUUACCAGUGAGUUAG
This is a messenger RNA of Protopolystoma xenopodis, 546 nucleotides long. The record is from the annotation of a GenBank genome assembly. Lineage: Eukaryota; Metazoa; Platyhelminthes; Monogenea; Polystomatidea; Polystomatidae.